This is a messenger RNA of Acanthamoeba castellanii str. Neff, 1332 nucleotides long. RefSeq names its product calponin domain containing protein. Gene Ontology annotation, cellular component: plasma membrane; cortical actin cytoskeleton; cell junction. NCBI's taxonomy places the organism in Eukaryota, Discosea, Longamoebia, Acanthamoebidae. The transcript is spliced from 11 exons. Gene Ontology annotation, molecular function: actin filament binding. Gene Ontology annotation, biological process: actin cytoskeleton organization. The annotation marks the transcript as partial. The record is from RefSeq and is a predicted model, not a curated record.
AUGGAGGUGUCGGGCGGGGCAGACAGGACCGAAGAGGAGGAGCGGAUGGAGGGCAUGGACAAGGAGCUCAUCCGGCGCCUCUCCACCCGCGACUUUGCCAAAGGGCAGCGCCUCGCCAAGGAACGCCGCUGGGAGGCCAUACAGAUCAAGGCGAUGGGCCGCGAAGACCACGCGCUGAUCUCCACUGGCUGGCCUUGCCUGCGACAGACGUUCAAAGCGUGGAUCAACUGUCAGCUGGCCCCGCGUGGCAUCAACGUGAGGGACCUCGACGCCGAUCUCAAGUCGGGGGUGGUGCUAGUGAACCUGCUGGAAGUACUCACCGGGCACAAGGUGGCCCGUCGGGACCGGGACUUCAAGCACGACCUCGUGCGCGAGAUCGAAGUCCCCUUUUCGCUCGCCAACCUGCGAGUCGCGCUGGACUUCAUCGAGCAAAACAUCGGCCUGCGCCUGGUGAACUGCUCCGCCGAGGAGAUCGUAAAGGGCAACAUCAAGAUCAUCCUGGCGGUGCUGUGGGUGCUCAUUCGUAAGUUCCACAUCGUCGACCCGGCCCUCCGCAACGCCACCGCCACGGUGAGCGAUUCCUCCGAGUUGCAGGGCGCGGCGGAGAAGCACCUGCUGGCGUGGGUGCGCGAGAAGACGUGCGGCCUCGUGGAGGUCACCAACUUCACGAGCAGUUUCCAGAACGGGCUGGCCUUCUGUGCGCUGUUGCAUCACUACCGGCCUGACCUGAUCGACUUUGACCAACUGCCCGACGACCCCAAGGCCAACCUGGAGCUGGCCUUCGACGUCGCCGAGACGCACUGCGGGGUCGCCCGUUUGCUGGACGCGGAUGACGUCAUCGCGUACCCGGAGGACCUGUGCAUCCUCAUCUACGUCUCCUCGCUCUACCAAGAACUCGAAAAGGACAACGAAAAGAGGAAGAUACUGCCACGCAUAUCAGCUGCCUUUAAGAACCCUUUGAAGGCACUGGUGAAGGAUUCGAACAAGAAAGCGGUGGAGCCGGUGAAGAAGCUGAGCCUCUCGAACAGCAACCUGAUCAGCAGCGCUGGCGGAAGCGCCGGCGGGGGCAGCUCCGGCGCUGCCGCUAUGUCCAUCAUCAGGGAGCAGAGUUUUGCAUCGUACUGGAGCGCGCCGGCGCAACAGGGUUGCGUGGAGAUUCGCAUCGCGCUCGCGGGACCGUCCGUGGUGCGUUCCUUCUCCAUCGUUGUCGACGAGCUCGGCUACAGCGAGAGCGACGCGCCGAUCGUGUCGCUGCUGGCCGGGCACACCAUCUCCGACUGGCGCAACGUCGGCUCGUGGAACCUCGCCAACUUCACCCACCUCCUGCCCAAC